Molecule: messenger RNA, 1617 nt
Organism: Perkinsus marinus ATCC 50983
Lineage: Eukaryota; Perkinsozoa; Perkinsida; Perkinsidae
Exons: 13
Coding region: 1-1617 (538 amino acids)
Molecular function (GO): acyltransferase activity
Source: RefSeq, a predicted model, not a curated record
AUGCUCACUACGACCGGCCGUGGUAUCAACACUACGCAGAGGCUUGGUCGCAGCCCUCGAGGUGGAUGGAUUUUCAAGUCGGAGGUGAAGAACUACAACGAGAUGGCUGGCAUGCCUCCAUCGCUGUGCAACGUCGUAGUAGCGGAUGAGGCCAACGAUGAACCCCUCUCAUCGCCGACCGCUGUAGCCCUAGUAGAUCCCAAGAAGACCGUUGUGUAUGGGAAAAUACUGGACCUAGACCCGUACUGCGUUUUUGACCAGCGGUUCAUCGUGCAUCUCCUCGAGAGGGCUCUCCGUCGGCGAGAGAGGUUCUUCAGCAGUGAUGUCGCGGGGAACAGCGUCAGCUAUCGCCUCUUCCACGGGGAGUCCGAUGGGAUACCAGGUCUCUAUAUAGAUAAGUUUGUCGGUUCGCCAUGCCCGGUUGUAGUGAUGCGUCUCUCCAGUGUUGGUCUGGAAGGACAUCUGCUCAGCUUUAUGAAGGCUGUUGAGAAAGUCCAUUGUGCGGAGCCUAGUACGGCACUCUUCGUACAAGCAGAAAAUGGUGGCGGUAAACGAUCAGCCUAUAGAGAAGCUUUCUACUUAAUAGGCGCUCGGACAGGUCAGCUUUACGGAGUUUGGUAUCAGCCGUGGCGUCCUCCUCGAGAAGCUUAUCCAUCCUGGACCUGUAUAGCCACAGCGGCUCCUAUGCUUUGCAGCUACAUUCAGUUCAUCCGAAAUCUAAGUUGUGAUGAGAAUGGUAUCCGAAAAGGCGUGGUUCAAUUCGUAAGCCGUCCUGUGGGGCAUCCCUGCAGUCCCGCCUGUCAGAUGGAGAACUCUGUUGAGGAGUACUUGCACGGGCUUGCCGGGAACCACGCCGGCCUUACCGUGCAUCAGUAUGGUGAUCGCCUCUCUUCACGAGAGGUCCCUAUGAUAGCAGCCAAUCAUGUUUCAUACCUCGACAUAUACGUGUUGGAGAGCUGUGGUGCUACGCCUCUGUCGUUUGUGGCCAAGAGGGCUGUCGGAGACAUGUUCCUCAUUGGUCAGCUGGCUCGAGCUUUCGAUUGCGUGUUUGUCAGUCGUAGUAAGUGUCCGAAAGAGCGCGGGGAUGUGGUGGCGGAGAUCGAGAGGAAGCAGAAACGUGAACAUUACAAAUUCCAUCACUACCAUCGACCACAGCCCUCCCUAGGCGUCAUCACCGGCUCGACCGUGUUCCAGCUGUGUAUAUUCCCUGAGGGCACGACGACCAACGGCCGUUCGAUAAUUAGAUUUCGGAAGGGGGCCUUUGAGGGCUCCUUUCCAGUGCAGCCUGUGAAGCUAGCAUACAGCUCUCCUCAUUGUGCUUACACCUGUCUCGACUUACUUUAUCACAUACUCAUAUUCCUAUCACUGGCCUGUACUGAAGACAUUCGAUGUGACGUCUAUUGGCUACCCAAGGUCGAAGCAUCUGAGGCAAGUGCCUCCACUGGGGUAGAUCUUGCCAACGCCACCCGUUUAUCUAUCGCUCAUGAGAAGUGUGGCCCACAGCUCAGUCUCGAUGACGAGGCAACUUUGGAAGGCCACUGUGAGAUCACUGACUUCCUCCUGGGAGUGGACACGUCGCGAUCGACUCCUGCCGUCCCUAGAAGGCAUACGAAAUAA